AUGCUUCAAGCCUCAUUGAUCUGCUUCAAUUUGCGGUGUUUGAUAUGUGUGGGUGUUGGUGAAAUUCUUAUGAAUAUCCAAACACGCUCUUUUUGUUUAAUUCAUUCUCUUCAUGAUUUUCCAAAAUCGUUUCAUCGAUUUUCGGGGAUUAAUCAAACAUGUUUACAAAAGCAAACAUAUUUAACAACAUGUCAAGCGCUUACGGAAAGGAAAACAGAAGUGAAAGUUGACAGGCCAAUAAUUCCACAGUGUAAGAUUCAAGAUAAUGUAAACGAAGAAAAUAAUCUUACAAGAAAAGUUUUUCCAGCUGAGAUCUCAUACAGAUUUAUCGUUCGAAACUCCCUGAACAGCCUAAAUAUCUGA
Messenger RNA from Clunio marinus, 363 nucleotides. Lineage: Eukaryota; Metazoa; Arthropoda; Insecta; Diptera; Chironomidae. The record is from the annotation of a GenBank genome assembly.